Glycine soja is the source of this 1748-nucleotide messenger RNA. Its product is annotated as alkylated DNA repair protein ALKBH8 homolog. Lineage: Eukaryota; Viridiplantae; Streptophyta; Magnoliopsida; Fabales; Fabaceae. The record is from RefSeq and is a predicted model, not a curated record. Gene Ontology annotation, molecular function: demethylase activity; RNA binding; oxidoreductase activity. Gene Ontology annotation, biological process: oxidative demethylation. The coding region runs from base 24 to 1166 and encodes 380 amino acids. The transcript is spliced from 8 exons.
AUUUGGUCUAGUCUAGGUUGUCUAUGAAUUGUGAUAACUGCAUUCUAUUACUACCCACAGUAUUUCAUAUUGUUGAGUCUGAUUGUGUAGCACAAACACCAAUAACGCUUGGAGAUCGCUUCGUUGGGGGCAUUGAGAUGGGUUUGCCACGGUUUGGGCGUCCUAAGAAUGACGGUGAAUUGAGUUCGAACCUUUUCGUGGCCAAUUGUGGGUCCGCAGUGGGGCUCUCUGACGAUGACAUUGCAUCUGUGUUCUGCAAAUUUGGAGAGCUGAAGGGAGUUUAUGCAGCAGAUGAGAGUGGGACACGUGUCAUUGUAGCUUAUGUUGAAGAGGGUUCUGCACAAGCUGCCUUAAAGGCAUUACAUGGACAAUCAUGUCCUGAACUUGGAGGUCGAUCUUUGCAUAUCCGUUACUCUGUGCUUCAGCCAACUCCACAGGAUCAAGCUAGUGACUUGGUUCCUGUAUCUAUCACAGCAUCAGAUGUGAGCAUUCCAGGCCUUUUCCUAGUGCAUGACUUCAUUAGUGCUAAAGAAGAAGAGGAGUUGCUUCAAGCUGUUGACUGUAGGCCUUGGAACAGUCUUUCAAAAAGAAGGGUUCAACACUAUGGUUAUGAGUUUCGUUAUGAUAUUAGGAAUGUUAAUACCAGACAUUGCUUAGGUGAACUUCCAUCAUUUGUUUCUCCAAUACUUGACAGAAUCUCAUCAUGUCCAACUUUCGAGAAUGUUAAAAAUAUAGUUUUGGACCAACUUACGGUAAAUGAGUACCCACCUGGAGUGGGUUUGUCCCCCCAUAUAGACACUCACUCUGCAUUUGAAGAUUUAAUUUUCAGCCUUUCAUUAUCAGGGCCUUGUAUAAUGGAGUUCAGACGAUAUGAAAAUGGUGAUUGGCUUCCCAGAGUUGCCUCAAGUGCUGUUGCAAAAAUAGAAAAUCCAGAAGACCAAUCAAAUUUUAUAAGAAGGGCUAUCUAUCUUCCCCCUCGAUCUUUGCUUCUCUUGUCUGGAGAAGCACGUUAUGCAUGGCAUCAUUACAUUCCACACCACAAGAUAGACAAAGUGAAUGGCAAAGUCAUCAGAAGGGCUUCAAGAAGGGUAUCUUUUACAUUUCGAAAGGUUAGAGAAGGUUUGUGCAAAUGUGAAUUUCCUCAGUAUUGCGAUUCUCGAAGAUAAGGUUUCACCGAGGUGGCAAGAAGGUUUACAAUGUAAUGCAUCAAAUAUUUCUCAUUGAGAUAUUCUGCAUUUGUUUGUUGUUCCUUUAUAGACCACCAGUUCUCUGCCACCACAGCUUCAUUCAGUAAUCUUUAUCAUCAAUCGAUGUGAAUACACUUAACAUGGUAGAACUCUGACAACCGCCUUGGCUUGUGGCUUCAGGCUUCAAAUCAUGUUAUCCUCUUGCCUCCAAUUUCAACUUCCAAGACGCAACAUUUCUAUUUCUACAAGCCCGUAAUUGGAUUUUUGUUUCCCUCUGAUUAGUGUGGAGUUCUGCAUGAAAUAUAUGCUAUAACUGUUAACUUGUGGAAUAGGGAUCAAGAGCGAUAUGUGGUUGACUGCUGAGGAUAAAAACUUCUCUAUAGCUUAUACCCAUCCAUUUAAAUAUUCUCAAUCCGAUAGGCAUCGUCUCAUUUGUACCGGUACACUCAGUUGUUUAUGUAAAAUUUCUUUGUGAUGAAUUGGUUUUACUCGAACAAACAUUAAAGAAUAACAAUGAAGGUAAUAAAUAACAAGAUGGGAAGAUAUAGAGACUUGAGCUAA